CAAGCAGGCAAGUAAUGUAGUUUGCUUGCAUAGUACAAGGACUGGCAUUCAAACUCAAGCAGCAGCGGAUCAUCGCUUUGGAUUAUUGUUUUCACCUGACAUUUGUCAUCUUGAAUUUUAUACUUUUCCAGCUUUUCACAAAGCUUUAAAUCGGCAGACAAGAUGCCGUUGAAUUCGAGUUUCUCUAGUAACUAUAAUUACGACUACGACUCGGUCCAGCCUUACUUUUAUGUUGACAAUGAAGAGGACAAUUUCUACCAUCAGUACCAGAGCCAAGUGCAGCCACCGGCACCCAGCGAAGACAUCUGGAAGAAAUUUGAGCUGCUACCCACCCCUCCGCUCUCCCCAAGCCGGAGACCGGCUCUCUCAACACUGCUGUUGCCUGCCAUAGCUGAUCAGCUGGAAAUGGUCACUGAGAUUUGGAGGGACAACCAGAGUUUUAUUUGUAGUUCUGACGACUCCCAAUCUUUCAUAAAAUCCAUUAUUAUCCAGGACUGUAUGUGGAGCGGAUUCUCUGCAGCUGCUAAGCUGGAAAAAGUGGUGUCGGAGAGGCUCGUCUCUAUUCAGGCUGCUAGAAAAGAGUCAUCUUCCAACAAUGCCUACGGCAGUGUAAAUACCAAUUACUUGCAAGAUCUCAACACGUCGGCUUCAGAAUGUAUCGAUCCUUCUGUCGUAUUUCCUUACCCGUUGAACGCCAGUCCGAAGCCCACUGUAGUAUCGCUUCCGUUUACAGUACUGGCAGACACGCUGCCAAACAGUAGCAGUACCAGCAGCAGCAACUGUUAUUCUGAUGAGGAUGAAAAGGAAGAUGAAGAAAUUGAUGUAGUUACAGUGGAGAAAAGGCUGCCAGUUAAAAGACCAGAAUCCAAUACAAGCACUGCUGGAGUUCCCCACAGACCCCAUCACAGUCCUUUGGUCCUUAAAAGGUGUCACGUUCCAACUCAUCAACACAACUAUGCUGCCCACCCAUCCACUAGGAGUGAUCAGCCUUCAGUCAAGCGGGUAAAGUUGGAAAAUAAUGGUAGAGUACUUCAACAAAUCAGCAACAACAGAAAAUGCUCAAGUCCAAGGAUUUCUGAUAUAGAGGAAAAUGAUAAGAGGAGGACACACAAUGUCUUGGAACGGCAGAGGAGGAACGAGCUCAAAUUGAGUUUUUUUGCAUUAAGGGAUGAGAUCCCUGAGGUUGCUAACAAUGAAAAAGCACCUAAAGUGUCAAUACUUAAAAAAGCAACAGAAUGCAUCAUGAACAUGCAAACGGAAGAACAAAGACUUAUUUCAUUAAAGGAACAGUUGAGGAGGAAAACGGAACAGUUGAAACACAAGCUUGAACAGCUGAGGAACUCUCAUGUAAGGACUUGUAGAUAAAUAUUAUGUAGACUUUGACAUUUAAAAGCCUCUUACACAUUUUGUUCUUUAAAUUUACAAACUGUUGCUGUGUAAUACAUAAAUUGUGUUUUUCUGCUCUUGCAUGUUAGUGCAAACACUUUCUCACAAAAAGACUUGAUGAAAAAUUGUACCACUUUGGAUGGAAUCUUGCAUUUUUAAGAUUGCUCCAAAAACCGCAAACUGCCUCAAUUAACAAACUAAAAGGGACUCUCGGGUGUAGGAUGCUCGGGGUUGUU
Polyodon spathula (Mississippi paddlefish) is the source of this 1622-nucleotide messenger RNA. Its product is annotated as transcriptional regulator Myc-like. The transcript is spliced from 3 exons. Gene Ontology annotation, molecular function: DNA-binding transcription factor activity, RNA polymerase II-specific; RNA polymerase II cis-regulatory region sequence-specific DNA binding; protein dimerization activity. The record is from RefSeq and is a predicted model, not a curated record. Lineage: Eukaryota; Metazoa; Chordata; Actinopteri; Acipenseriformes; Polyodontidae. Bases 163 to 1365 code for a protein of 400 amino acids. Gene Ontology annotation, biological process: positive regulation of cell population proliferation; regulation of transcription by RNA polymerase II.